Branchiostoma floridae (Florida lancelet) is the source of this 2617-nucleotide messenger RNA. RefSeq names its product flotillin-2-like. NCBI's taxonomy places the organism in Eukaryota, Metazoa, Chordata, Leptocardii, Amphioxiformes, Branchiostomatidae. Bases 149 to 1426 code for a protein of 425 amino acids. The transcript has 9 exons. Gene Ontology annotation, biological process: protein localization to plasma membrane; regulation of myoblast differentiation. The record is from RefSeq and is a predicted model, not a curated record. Gene Ontology annotation, cellular component: plasma membrane.
UCACGUGACCUGCUAGGCAGCAGCCAUCUUGAAUGUUUUUUGUGGGCGGAGGAAAACAAGACGCUUCGGACAUCUGCAUAGUUGUAGUGUAGUUCGCUUGGCCUGUGGACGCUAAAACCCAACGUUUGUCCUCCUAAAGGGACCAAAGAUGGGAAACAUAAACACAGUGGGGCCGAACGAAGCCCUGGUGGUGUCAGGUGGUUGUUGUGGUGCAGAUACAAGGAAGACUGUGAUUGGUGGAUGGGCCUGGGCAUGGUGGUUGGUUACUGAUGUGCAAAGGCUGUCUCUUGAGGUCAUGACCCUUAACCCGACCUGUGAGAGUGUGGAGACAGCGGAGGGCGUGCCCUUGACCGUGACAGGCGUGGCACAGGUCAAGGUCAUGACGGAGCCGGAGCUGCUGAGCACAGCCUGUGAACAGUUCCUGGGGAAAUCUGUGUCACACAUCGAGUCUGUCAUCCUGCAGACACUGGAGGGGCAUCUCAGGGCUAUCCUGGGCACACUGACUGUGGAGGCAGUCUACAAGGACAGGGACCAGUUUGCCCAGCUGGUACGAGAGGUGGCCUCCCCCGACGUCGGUCGCAUGGGCAUCGAGAUUCUGUCCUUCACCAUCAAGGACGUCUUCGACCGCGUGGAGUACCUGUCGUCUCUCGGCAGAUCGCAGACGGCCGCCGUGAAGAGAGAUGCCGACAUCGGUGUGGCUGAGGCAGAGAGAGACGCAGGAAUCAGGGAAGCUGAAUGUGAGAAGGCAAGGAUGGACGUUCGAUACGACGCGGACACGCUGAUCGCUGACCACGACAGAAUGUUCAAACUGAAGAAGUCGGAGUAUGAGAUGGAAGUGCAGGCCAAGAAAGCCGAGGCCAACCUGGCCUACGAGCUGCAGGCUGCAAAAGUUCGACAGAAGAUCCGUAACGAGGAGAUUGAGAUUGAGGUUGUGGAGCGCCGUAAGCAGAUCGACAUUGAGGAGAAGGAGAUCCAGCGUAAGGACAAGGAACUGAUCGCCAUUGUGAGGCGCCCAGCCGAGGCAGAGGCCUACAAGGUGCAGACAAUAGCAGAGGGCAAGAGGACACAGACCGUCAAGGUGGCCCAGGCUGACUCAGGUAAGAUCAAGCUGAUCGGAGAGGCUGACGCCAGUGCAAUCGAAGCCAUCGGAAAGGCGGAGGCAGAGCGCAUGAGACAGAAGGCCGCGGCGUACAAGAUGUACGGAGAUGCCGCCAUGAUGGCUCUGGUGUUGGAGUCCCUGCCUAAGAUUGCUGCAGAAGCGUCUGCUCCAUUGGCUAGGACCGAGGAGAUCGUGCUGCUGGGCGGAGAAGGCAGCCGCAGCACACAGGAGAUCACCAAGCUGAUCAGCGAGCUCCCGCCGGCUGUGCAAGCCCUCACCGGAGUCGACCUGUCCAAGGUGUUGACUAAGGUGCCCGGAGCAAAGUAGGCCUGUAUGCACAAACACAGGCAGAUUUCUUCUUCCUAGUUCUCAUCAGUAGUUUGUAUAAUACCCUACACCAGACCUACUGUUUUAGUGGUACCCCUGAUUGUGCUAGAAUGUUAGGCUCUAGACUUUCAUUUGUCUUUGUUCACAUAUAGUAAUAGCUAAUGUACAGUACAAUUUUGCCAGUAGACAGUAUGUUGCUGUUACUGUUAGAACAAUUGCUAACCCAAGAUACUUUAGACGGUAUUGUAUAAACAGCUGAAGGCAACUUAGAUAUAAUGCAUGUUUUACACAUUUGUACAACUUGACAGUCUUUUCUAAUGCAGUUUAACUCUGCUUGUAUCACAAGCGAGGCUAUCCCCUAUCUUUUUCUGUACAUUGCCCAUUAUCUACAGUGUAUGUGCACUACAAGGAAAUCCAAAUGUAUGAAGUUAAACUGAAUGUAAUGUUAGGAAAGUUUAUCUGUUUGAUUUUAACAAUUUCUUUAGGAACAGAGGCAUGUAUGUGUGCGUAGAUAUUUCAAGACUUUGAAGGAUCUAGUCAUUUCAGCCUUUCAUGGCUUAGUGUUGUAGCAAAGUGGAUUUUGUUGUACACAGGAAAGCUCAUAUUCAACAAACGGGUUAAGUUAUUCUGGCAUGUCAAUGGUAGCUUGCACCACAGUUGGUAGAUGUUAGCAUUGUAGUGCCUAGAUCUACUCUAGAACAUAUCCAUCAAAUAAUGCAGGCACCCGAGUAUAGAUAGACCAGGCGGACCUGUUUUCAGAUGUAUAUAAUCUGUGUGUAUUGUUUUUAGGUAAUGUUGGACAUGGGAUGAGAUUCUUCCUGAUUCUGUCUUGUUGUUCACUUUUGAAACUUGGCUUGGAAGUAAUGUUAACAUGUUUUGCAACGUAAAUUGGCGCAUAUGUUUUCUUUAUGUGCAAGGGUUUACGAUGUGUGUUUGUGGACAUGAUGAUACAGUAAAAACAACUUCUGGCAGCAGUGAUAGACAACUUACUAAAGCAUCAUCAAGCUACAACUACUUUGGUAAAUAACCUCUAACACUUUUUUUAUGGAUGAUGAUUUUAACUCAUUGAUUUUAUUGAAUUUUCUUAUUUGAAGGAAAUAUCCUGUGGUUAUUUUACUACCUCUAUACCUCAAAUGAAGCACUUUCUGAAGGCCUUUUCUAUUAAAAGCUUUGAAACAAACAUGCAUCUUA